Messenger RNA from Pterocles gutturalis (yellow-throated sandgrouse), 228 nucleotides. Its product is annotated as ras-related protein Rab-3A-like. The record is from RefSeq and is a predicted model, not a curated record. The annotation marks the transcript as partial. Gene Ontology annotation, biological process: protein localization to plasma membrane; regulation of exocytosis; protein secretion. The transcript has a single exon. Gene Ontology annotation, molecular function: GTPase activity; GTP binding. Gene Ontology annotation, cellular component: endosome; plasma membrane; synaptic vesicle. Lineage: Eukaryota; Metazoa; Chordata; Aves; Pterocliformes; Pteroclidae.
AUGGCUUCAGUAACAGAUGCCAGAUACAGGCAGAAAGAUACUUCAGAUCAAAACUUUGAUUACAUGUUCAAACUCCUGAUCAUUGGCAACAGCAGCGUGGGCAAAACAUCCUUCCUCUUCAGAUACGCCGAUGACACUUUCACACCAGCCUUCGUUAGCACAGUAGGAAUUGACUUCAAAGUGAAAACAGUUUAUAGGAAUGACAAGCGGGUGAAACUGCAGAUUUGG